UCCUCCCUUUUCGUCUUCAGUUCCUGGACACGCCAUUUUGACCAGAUUGCGAAUUUCUUGCUGUUUGAUUGUGUUGUAUUCAUACCAUCACAGAAAUAACCAUGGGUAGGAAGAAAAAGAAGCAAAUGAAGCCAUGGUGUUGGUAUUGCAACAGAGAUUUCGACGAUGAGAAAAUUCUCAUUCAACACCAAAAGGCGAAACAUUUCAAAUGUCAUAUAUGCCAUAAGAAAUUGUAUACGGGUCCAGGUUUAGCUAUUCAUUGUAUGCAGGUUCACAAAGAAACUAUUGACGGAGUUCCGAAUGCCAUCCCUGGUAGAACUGACAUUGAGUUGGAAAUAUAUGGUAUGGAAGGAAUUCCCGAGAAAGACAUGGAGGAGAGGCGACGUGUUUUGGAGCAAAAAACGCAAGAGAGUCAGAAGAAGAAGCAGAACCAAGAUGACUCGGAUGAUGAUGACGAUGAUGAGGCGGGGCCUUCCUUCCAGCAACCGCCUGUCCAGCCCCAAGCUGCAUACGCGCCCCCCAUGACCCAAGCAGGCAUGCCUCCAGUGCCGGCUGCACCAGGGAUGCCACCAGGCGGUUAUGCGGGUAUGCCCCCAAUGAUGCCUGGUGUGCCUCCUAUGAUGCCAGGAAUGCCCCCUGGCAUGCCAGGCAUGCCGCCAGGCAUGAUGCCAAUGGGUGGAAUGAUGCCACCAGGGCCUGGAAUGCCACCUAUGAUGCCAGGCAUGCCACCAGGAAUGCCCCCUCCUGUGGCCCAUCGGCCUGGCAUGCCCCACAUGGCCCGGGGUCCUCCGUCCACGGCUCCCGGCAUGAUGAACAGACCCGCCAUGCCCACUGCCAACGCCUCCUCGGCCCAGCCGGCGCUCACCAAGCCCCUGUUCCCCAGCGCAGGACAGAUGGGAACUCGGGCUCCAAGUACAAGUACCCCCUCAGCGAGCGUGGACACUCUGUCUGCAUCCUCUAAGCCUCUGUUCCCUAGCACAGCACAAGCUCAGCAGGUGGGUUCCGGAGCGAUGGGGGGCGACAUGAAGCCCCUGAGCUGCCCGGCUACCUCCUCAGACCCGGCCAAGCCCACAUUCCCUGCCUACACCCAGUCCACUGCUCCGGCAGCCAGCUCGGCCUCGGGCAGCACUGUGUCCAAACCGCCCGCUGCCGUGACCAGUAAGCCUGCCACACUCACCACCACCAGUGCAACCAGUAAGUUGAUGCACCCCGAUGAGGACAUCUCGCUGGAGGAGAUCCGGUCUCAGUUAUCCAGAUACCAGGGUAAAAUGCCCCGGCCAGGACAGGCCGCCAUGGCCAGCCCGUCUGUUACCCCCAUGAGCGGCAUGAUGCCCCCUCAGCAGGGUAUGCCACCCCAACAGCCAGGUGUGCGGCACCCCAUGCAUGGGCAGUAUGGCGGUCCGCCCCAAGGCAUGCCAGGGUACAUGACUGGCGGCAUGCCUCCUUAUGGGCAGGGGCCGCCCAUGGUGCCCCCUUAUCAAGGAGCACCACCACGGCCGCCCAUGGGCAUGAGGCCUCCUGUCAUGUCACAGGGAGGUCGCUUCUGAAGCCCCCAACCAACCGCCUGUCUUCAAUAGGUUUGGAGAUUCAUCCCUUUUCUCAUCUAGAGCUGUUUAUUUAGUUGCCAAGUUGCCAGUAACGGUAAAUGUAAAUUCUACUUGCGCUUGUGAGAGGAAAAAAAAAAACUGGGGGCAGAGGAAAAAAAACGAAAAAAAAAAAAAACGUAACAAAGCAUGGGACAUUUGCAUUUGAAAAACAAAAAACAACAAAAAAAGGAAAUCAAAGCAUUUUCUUUUCAUCUGCACCUGAUGGAAUCUGUUGUUGCAAAAUCAUACUGUGUGUGUGUGUGUGGCUUUUUUGUCCCCCUCUUAUGUUCCAUUUAGGUUUUUAGAAGUGUAGUAAAUAUGGUUCGUAAUGUUUUGAAGGCGCUGGAGUUACAUGAACAGGCCCUCCUUAACCAAGGCAAGUCUCUGUAAAUACACGUACUGUGCUUAUUAUCUGCGCAGCCUUCACAGCACGCUUAGGUGCUGUUGGACCUCUGUGUCCCCAACUGAGUUUGGUGAGGGCUUCCUCAGGUAGCUGUUGUGUCUUUUCUGCUUGUCCACUUCUUAUUUAACUUUAAAAAAAAAUAUCUUUAUUUUAAUUCAGCUUCUAAGUAAAAACUGAAAAAAAACAGCACAGUCACACACAAAACUGUUUCUGUGAAUUUGAUUUCUGUACUGCUGUAAGACAUUACCCCUUGUAAUAAAACAUGUUGAAAACUUCA
This is a messenger RNA of Clupea harengus (Atlantic herring), 2266 nucleotides long. RefSeq names its product zinc finger protein 207, a (gene znf207a). Gene Ontology annotation, cellular component: kinetochore; nucleus; spindle matrix. Gene Ontology annotation, biological process: attachment of spindle microtubules to kinetochore; mitotic spindle assembly checkpoint signaling; mitotic spindle assembly. Gene Ontology annotation, molecular function: microtubule binding. The record is from RefSeq and is a predicted model, not a curated record. NCBI's taxonomy places the organism in Eukaryota, Metazoa, Chordata, Actinopteri, Clupeiformes, Clupeidae.